GUUUCGCUGCUGGCAACCAAUAAUGGCAACUCGCGAAUUUGAGAUACGUUGGCAGAGCAUCAAUUGUACGGCUGUCGACCUCAAUGUGACGAACGAAUUUCAAUGCAACAUUAUCGAAAUGGCCAAGAAGCAGGGAAAUUUCCUAAAUACACGCUGGAACCUACGACGUCCAGUGCCAAAAAUGUGGGUGGAACUGAGUGUGGGUAUGCCCAAGGAGCGUGGCGGUGGAAUUCAGCAAUUGUUUAAAGUACGUGUCGAUGGUUGCCAUCUCUGCGAUUAUCGGAGCAAGAAUCGUGUUAUGAAUGCGGUAAUUAAAAAGCUAUUGCAAUCGGGCAAUUAUCCAAAAUCGUGUCCUUUAUUACCGAAUGUUAAUUACACCUCCAUACGAUUUGCACUCAAUCCGGAUCACUUUCCAGCCUACAUGCCGGACAUGAAGUUCAAUACGAAAAUAGAUUUCUAUGCGGAUAAAAAUGUGCCACUGAUUAAGGCCAGCGCCAAUGUGGAGGUGAUUAGGCGUCAGUCAUAAUGGAUAAUGGAUAUAAUGGCUAAUGGAGA
Messenger RNA from Drosophila willistoni, 555 nucleotides. RefSeq lists its product as uncharacterized. The transcript has 3 exons. The coding region runs from base 23 to 526 and encodes 167 amino acids. NCBI's taxonomy places the organism in Eukaryota, Metazoa, Arthropoda, Insecta, Diptera, Drosophilidae. The record is from RefSeq and is a predicted model, not a curated record.